This is a messenger RNA of Orycteropus afer afer, 1335 nucleotides long. The record is from RefSeq and is a predicted model, not a curated record. Lineage: Eukaryota; Metazoa; Chordata; Mammalia; Tubulidentata; Orycteropodidae.
CAUGGUGGGGUGGAGGUGCAGGCAGCAAACGAUAUUUAAGAUGCGGAGUUGGUAGAGCAUUCAGGCUGAGGAAGAAGGGCUAUAGGAUACCCAGUUAAGGUCCACUUUCAGAAACUGAAGCUUGGAAGAGGCUAAGAAAGAGCAAGGAAGGAAAAGAAACCAACAAAGUGGCUAGAUAGUCAAGAGUGAGUGUAAGGGUAUAAUUUGCCACAGCUUUGCAAACCUUAACUGGGCAUAUCUAGAUUCCCCCCCCCCCCCCCCCCCCAAAGGAAGAUUCUCCUCCACCCAGGUCCAAGAACGAUGCUGAAAAAGACACCCUCUGCUAUGACCUGGCUCUGCAUUUUCAUUGUGGCCUUUGCCAGCCACCCUGUGUGGCCGCAGAAGCCCACUACGCGUAAGACAGCUGGACAGCUCAAAGUGGCCGCUUGCUGUGAGGAGGUGAAGGAGCUCAAGGCCCAAAUCGCCAACCUGAGCAGUCUGCUGAGCGAACUGAGCCAGAAGCAGGAGAGAGACUGGGUCAGCGUGGUCAUGCAGGUGAUGGAGUUGGAGAGCAACAGCAAGCGCAUGGAGGUGCGGCUCACAGAGGCUGAGGGCAAGUACUCUGAGAUAAACAACCAGAUCGACAUUAUGCAGCUGCAGGCAGCACAGACAGUCACACAGACCUCGGCAGAUGCCAUCUAUGACUGCUCUUCCCUCUACCAGAAGAACUACCGCAUCUCUGGAGUGUAUAAGCUUCCUCCCGAUGACUUCCUGGGCAGCCCUGAACUGGAGGUGUUCUGUGACAUGGAGACUUUAGGUGGCGGCUGGACCAUCAUUCAGAGACGGAAGAGUGGACUUGUCUCCUUCUACCAGGACUGGAAGCAAUAUAAGCAGGGCUUUGGCAGCAUCCGUGGUGACUUCUGGCUAGGGAACGAGCACAUCCACCGGCUCUCCCAACGGCCAACCCGGCUACGUGUGGAAAUGGAGGACUGGGAGGGCAACAUGCGCUAUGCCGAGUACAGCCACUUUAUUUUGGGCAAUGAACUGAACAGCUACCGCCUCUUCUUGGGGAACUACAGUGGCAAUGUGGGGAACGACGCUCUCUUCUAUCAUAACAACACAGCCUUCAGCACCAAGGACAAGGACAAUGACAACUGCUUGGACAAGUGUGCACAGCUCCGUAAAGGUGGAUACUGGUACAACUGCUGCACAGAUUCCAAUCUCAAUGGAGUUUACUACCGCCUCGGAGAGCACAGGAAGCACCUGGAUGGCAUCACCUGGUACGGCUGGCACGGAUCUACCUACUCCCUCAAAAGGGUAGAGAUGAAAAUCCGCCCAGAAGACUUCAAGUCCUAA